AUGUAAUAAAUUUAUAGGUGAGAUCCAUAAAUACAAGAAGGCUGAAUAUAACCCACAAAUGCCAAUUUCGUUACAUUCCAGCAAAUGAUCAAUAUCACAUCAGUAGGUCAAAAGUUACUUCUUAAGUUCUGGAAAUGAAGAACACACCAAGUCCUCAUAAUCUGCACUCAAACAGAAGAAAACCAAUUUCCAAUUUCCAAUAUGAAGAUGGCAACAGCAACAAACCCAAGCACCAGAGAUUUGCUGCCCUGAAGGCUGCUGUGAAGAAAGUUGCUGGCGUUUUCAAAAUUCUUCUUUUUGGACAAAGAGAGGCCAUCCCAAAAGGUGCUGCUAUGAUUGAUGCAAGAACUAAUACCCGAAUCAGCGGGAUUUCCUCUUCAACUGAUAUUUCAACAGGGAGUGACACUAAGAGCUCAUCAAAGUUUAAGCUCUCUCAGUCCAAUAAUUCGUCAAGUGCUCGGAGUGGAGUAAUUGAGACGAAGAAUUUUUCUUACGAAGAGAUUUUCAAAGCAACCGAAAAAUUCUCUCCAGCGAAUAAGAUUGGUGAGGGUGCAUUUGGAACAGUGUACAAGGGAAGGCUUGGAGAUGGAUCUCUUGUUGCUGUAAAGCGUGCCAAGAAGGCCACAUAUGACAAGCUCAUAGCAUUGGAGUUCAAGAAUGAGAUACUUACCUUGUCCAUGAUUGAACAUCUGAAUUUGGUAAGGUUAUAUGGAUAUUUGGAGCAUGGAGACGAACGGAUUAUAGUGGUUGAAUAUGUUGGCAAUGGAACGCUUCGGGAACAUCUGGAUGGUACACUGGGAAAUGGACUUGAAGCCGGAGAACGUUUGGACAUUGCUAUUGAUGUGGCUCAUGCAGUUACCUAUCUUCACAUGUAUACAGAUCCUCCGAUAAUCCACCGAGACAUCAAAUCAUUAAACAUCCUCAUCACAGAGAAAUUUCGGGCUAAAGUGGCGGACUUUGGGUUUGCACGAUUGUCAGCAGACCCCAAUGCAACUCACAUUUCAACUCAAAUAAAAGGAACAGCAGGAUACUUGGAUCCCGAGUACCUGAAGACUUAUCAACUCACUGAAAAGAGUGAUGUUUAUUCCUUUGGUGUCUUGCUUGUAGAACUGAUGACAGGAAGACGGCCCAUCGAACCACAAAAGCCAGCCAAUGAAAGAUUAACAACAAGAUGGGCAAUGCAAAUGUUGAAACGAGGAGACGCCAUACUCGUCAUGGAUCCAAAGCUACGGAGAAAUCCAGCAUCAACCAUGGCGUUGGAGAAAAUUCUCAUGCUAGCUAAGCAGUGCCUUGCACCUUUAAGACAGUCAAGACCCUCCAUGCAAAAAUGUGCUGAAAUCUUAUGGGGAAUUCGCAAGGACUUCAGAGAAAAAGCCCUCUCUGCUUCUUCUACACCUCACUACUCUGCCAAUUUUCCUGUGAGAGAUGCAAAGAAGACUCGGCAGACAUCAUUUGGGAUUGAAGAUGGCGAUAGCUAUAAGUUUAUCUCUGCCUAGCUAAUAAGAACUUAAAGGAAUUUUUUUGCUCACACAUUGUUUUUUCUUUUGUUCAUGCAUUACUAGAUCUAUGUAAAGUCUUAUGUACAAAACCCAAUUAUUCAAUAUUGAAUUUGAAUGGCAAUCAGAUUUUAUGUU
Messenger RNA from Prunus dulcis (almond), 1634 nucleotides. Its product is annotated as calmodulin-binding receptor-like cytoplasmic kinase 2. Gene Ontology annotation, molecular function: ATP binding; protein kinase activity. Bases 135 to 1496 code for a protein of 453 amino acids. NCBI's taxonomy places the organism in Eukaryota, Viridiplantae, Streptophyta, Magnoliopsida, Rosales, Rosaceae. Gene Ontology annotation, biological process: protein phosphorylation. The transcript has 6 exons. The record is from RefSeq and is a predicted model, not a curated record.